Pistacia vera is the source of this 988-nucleotide messenger RNA. Its product is annotated as ABC transporter A family member 7-like. The coding region runs from base 198 to 794 and encodes 198 amino acids. NCBI's taxonomy places the organism in Eukaryota, Viridiplantae, Streptophyta, Magnoliopsida, Sapindales, Anacardiaceae. The transcript is spliced from 5 exons. The record is from RefSeq and is a predicted model, not a curated record.
UUUCUUUGUUUGACCCAAAACGACACGCAUUAGAAGGUGAAGCUGUCCAUGUGGCUUCAUUUUACGGUUACGCUCAUAAGAAAAGACGGCCGAUUCUUAACGACUCUCAACACUGAAGAACCAAAAUACAUUUGGCGGGCAAUUUCGAUCCUUCGUCGGAGAGUGUUUUUAAGUUCAAAUAUUUCAGAGUAACGUCAAUGGCGGCCGGUUUCGGCACUCAGGCCAAUGCUUUACUCAGAAAGAACUUAACUUUCCAGAAACGAAAUGUGAAGGCGAAUAUUCGACUUGUUGCCUUUCCUAUUGUCCUCUGCCUAUUAAUUUUGGCCAUCCAAAUUCUUCUUGAUAAGGUAGUAAGCAAUAACGAUGACAAUAAGUGUGGUUGUAUUUGUGUCAGAAGAAAUGGAGAUGAAUGUGAAGAGGAAAGAUGUGGGAUAGAGCACUCAAAUUUGAAUCAAGCAGUUUUUUGUCGCAUUCCUAAUCCUCCAGAAUGGCCACCAUUAUUACAGAUACCAGCACCUGAAUAUCGUGCCGUGAGAAACGAUUUUAUGACAUUUACAGACUUGCCAAAUGAAUCAUGCAAAAUUAAUGGUUCCUGUCCAGCGAUUUUCCUUCUAACUGGAAACAAUCGUUCUUUUGGAGAAAUAUUGGGUGAGAAUAUGUUGCCGAACACUUUUAGUAUAAAUCCCUCAAAUCUUAUAGGUAGUUUGGCCAGCAAUGUCGCAGGGUCAGAAUCGGAGCCGGGUACAAGUCAAUUUCUUGAUUCUGCUUUUUUUUUCGGAUCUUCCAAUAUAUAGUGUUCAAAGUCGGUGCACAUCAAAUUCUACUAUUUCUGCUCGAGUUCAGUUGUCUUCCAUUAAUAUUACACAAGAGAUAAGAUGUCUGCAAGGUUUAAAUCUGUGGCGCACUAGCUCUUCAGAGAUAAAUGAUGAGAUAUAUAAAGGUUAUUUGAAAGGGAACUCGGAAGAAAAGAUUAAUGAGAUAAUUGCAG